Messenger RNA from Xenopus laevis (African clawed frog), 1681 nucleotides. It is a transcript of the gene sars2.L, whose product is annotated as seryl-tRNA synthetase 2, mitochondrial L homeolog. NCBI's taxonomy places the organism in Eukaryota, Metazoa, Chordata, Amphibia, Anura, Pipidae. Gene Ontology annotation, biological process: seryl-tRNA aminoacylation; tRNA aminoacylation for protein translation. The record is from RefSeq and is a predicted model, not a curated record. The transcript is spliced from 16 exons. Gene Ontology annotation, molecular function: nucleotide binding; aminoacyl-tRNA ligase activity; ATP binding. Bases 72 to 1589 code for a protein of 505 amino acids.
ACGCUGUCAAAAUCCUCCGCUCAUUCUAAAGCUCCUCCCUGAUUGGUCGCUCGUUGAUUCCCUGCACUAAGAUGGCGGCGCGCUUGGUCUUGAGAUACCUUGCCCGGCAGGGAUCUUGGGGACGUGCAGAGAGACGAGCACUUUGUACAAGCGGGAGUGUAGUCAGUAGCCGGUUGUACGAUCAUGUUCGGGAUGGAUACAGUGCUAAGCCCCAGCUUGAUAUGGAAGGUCUCACUCGUGACCUGAAGGCGGCCGAGCGGGAGUAUCUAGAGCGGAAGUCGGGGUCACAGCAUGGAGAGCUGAAAGAAGUGAUUGCAAUCUGGAAUCAUCUAGAGAAAGUGAAACAAGAAAUUGAGAGACUGGAAGAGGAGAAAACUGAAAUAGCCAAAGAAGUAAAGCAUAUGGUGAUUUCACAAGAGAAGCAGAGCUUGCAGACGAAUCCAAGAUAUGCUUUGAUCAGAAAACAAGGAAAGGAUAUCCGUUCACGACUUAGCACUUUAUAUAAGGAAGAGUCAAACCUUGAAGGAUCUUUUUACUCUCGAGCUCUAAGACUUCCGAAUAGAACCCACCCAAACACUCCAGUUGGAGAUGAGAGUAAAGCUCUGGUGCAAGAAGUUGUUGGAGUAAAACCUGAGUUUGAUUUCGAAAUAAGAGGCCAUCUUGAGAUCGGAGAAGAUUUAGAUAUUAUUAGACAGAGACGCCUCUCACAUGUGUCCGGUCAUCGCUCAUACUAUCUGCGUGGAGCUGGAUCUUUAUUGCAGCAUGCACUUGUGAACUUUACGAUCAGGAAACUUGUGAAUAAGGGAUUUAUUCCAAUGUCUGUGCCAGAUGUGCUAAGAGGAGCUGUAUUUGAAGGUUGUGGCAUGCAGGCAGAUGCUCAUGUCUCACAAGUCUAUAGCCUGGAUCCAUCACAGCACCCUGACAUGAACUUGGCAGGCACCUCUGAGGUUGGAAUUGCAGGCUAUUUCAUGGAUCAUGCAGUAAUGUUGCCAGAUCUUCCAGUUCGGACAGUUUGUUGCAGCACUUGCUACAGGGCAGAAACUGACACAGGACGUGAGACAUGGGGACUAUAUAGAGUCCAUCAUUUUACAAAGGUGGAGAUGUUUGGGGUUACAGCUAAUGAGAGUGGAACAGAGAGCCAAGAAAUGCUGGAUGAAUUUCUUGGUCUGCAGAAAGAGAUCUUCUCUGAGCUUGGCUUACAUUUCAAAGUUCUAGAAAUGCCCACACAAGAACUUGGUCUACCAGCCUAUAGGAAAUAUGACAUAGAGGCUUGGAUGCCUGGACGUGGAAAAUAUGGAGAGAUAUCUAGCACUUCCAAUUGCACUGACUACCAGAGCCGAAGACUAAACAUUAUGUACCAGAGGCAGGAUGGGGAGCUGCACCAUGCACACACUGUCAAUGGUACUGCCUGUGCUGUCCCACGACUCCUGAUUGCAAUUCUUGAGUCCAAUCAAACAAAGGAUGGUACAGUACUUAUCCCUGAAGUCUUGCAGCCUUAUAUGGGGACAGAUGUAAUUGAAAAACCCAGAUAUAUUCCUGCCAGAUACAUUGGUCCAAACCAGAGAAAGCAAGAUAGUGUUCUGGCAUAGACACUCAAAGUGCAUCAAAAGAAGGAAUAUAACGAGAAUACUGAGGCCUGUUAUGCUGCUAUAUAUAUAUAUAUAUAUAUAUAUAUAUAUAU